Messenger RNA from Acomys russatus (golden spiny mouse), 1098 nucleotides. RefSeq names its product chromatin licensing and DNA replication factor 1 (gene Cdt1). Lineage: Eukaryota; Metazoa; Chordata; Mammalia; Rodentia; Muridae. Gene Ontology annotation, cellular component: nucleus. Gene Ontology annotation, molecular function: DNA polymerase binding; DNA binding. The record is from RefSeq and is a predicted model, not a curated record. Gene Ontology annotation, biological process: DNA replication preinitiation complex assembly; DNA replication checkpoint signaling; mitotic cell cycle.
CAAAGUUGUGUCACCGAUUUCUAUGCUUGCCGAUGCCCGGGCCUUACUGUACCAGGGGCCAGGUCUCAUCACAAACCCUACAAUAAUCACAAACACGCAUGUCCCCAUGCUGAACCCAGAAGCCAUCAGCCUUUGCCACCUAGGUGCCAGAGGUUGCAGCUGCCUGGACUGGAACCCUGCCCCAGUUCCCCAGCUCAUGCCAGCUCUCCAGCUGACCCUGGAUCCCAGUCGCCCAUCCCUAUCAGAAUAAAGAGCACCACUGUUUCAGAAGGUCCAGACCUUUGUGCCACAGCUCAACAGCGGGACAAGGUCCCCUCAGAUGACUCCAUCUCCGAGCUCCAGGCCUGCCUGAGGCAGACAUGUAAGUUGGGAGCCCAGGCUGGGGCCCUGAGGGCUGGAGUCCAGAAGAAUGCUGUGGAGCCUUACCCUGAUGCCAAGGAGCCCACAUAGCAACCAUAUGUUGAGAAAGUCCCUGCGUACCAGCGCUUCCAUGCCCUGGCCCAGCCUGGUCCUCCGGGCCUUGUCCUGCCAUACAAGUAUCAAGUGCUGGCUGAGAUGUUCCGCAGCAUGGACACUAUUGUGGGCAUGCUCCACAAUCGCUCUGAGACCGUGACCUUCGCUAAAGUCAAGCAAGGAGUUCAGGACAUGAUGCAACGCAGCGUGGGCCAGAUCAAAACUGUGUAUUGGUUGUAUUGCUUCCGCCAGGAAUGCAAUGUCCCCACCUUCAAGGACAGCAUCAAGAGAUCUGAUUACCAACUCACCAUAGAGCCCUUGCUGGACCACGAGGCUGGUGGUGGUGCCACACAGCCCACAGAUGUGUGCCUCCUGCAGCGCCGGCAGGUCUUCCGGCAGAACCUGGUGGAGCGAGUCAAGGAGCAUCACAAGGCUUAAUGAGCUACCCUGAGUCCAGGGGAGAUGGAGAAGCACCUGUUGCUCCUGGCCGAGUUGCUGCCAGACUGGCUCAGCCUGCACCGCAUUCGCACUGAGACCUACAUCAAACUGGAUAAAGCCACUGAUCUGGCUGGCCUCACUGCGAGGCUGGCCCACCAGGUCAGCAGGUGGACGUUGAGGGGCUAUGACUUGAAUUCCUCGCCUUGA